AUGGCUUCUGCAUCGAACACCUUCCCCCCAAGCCAAAACAAUUCUUCCAACAACCUUCCAACAUCUAGACAUGCGUCCAUUGUAGAAAUGUUAUCUACUCCUCCGUUGUUGCCUCACGUUCAGGUGAAUGAAGCAAAUGACAAAGAACAGCCAGAUGAACUCACGCCGUCAAAUGGCGCGGGUGCACAUGGGCCAGGCUCUGCUGCUACUCCUGCCCCCUUGCGCGAUGAAAAGCCUCAAUUCAAACUGUCAGCUGUACCUAUGACGCAGACUCCAUCCCAGUGCCUAUCAUGUGUGCAUGCGCAAAAAUGGCAGCACAUCCCACUGUCGCAAUUGAUCGAACAAAACAAGCUCAUUUUUGUUCCGGGCUCUAUAUCAGUGGAGGAAGCUUUCAAUACCCUGAUCAAGUACCACCUAAACUCCAUCCCCGUAGAGUCCUUCCCUGGCGACAUGAACUGUUUUACUUUUGACUACAAUGACCUCAACUCGUACCUUUUGUUAGUUUUGAAUAAAAUUACAGUCAGCAACAAACAGCUCACUACGGAUUGCCAGAAUGGGAAGCCCGUACCGGUCGGCGAGAUGGUAAAGUUAACUCCCAAGAACCCAUUUUACAAACUACCGGAAAAUGAGAGUUUAUCCACGGUGAUGGGGAUUCUCGGGUCAGGCGUACAUCGUGUGGCCAUAACAAACGAACAGAUGACCAAGGUGAAGGGUAUAUUGUCUCAACGUCGUUUAAUCAAGUACCUCUGGGAUAACGCUAGGUCGUUCACAAGUCUGGAGCCGCUAUUGAACUCCUCGCUGCAAGAUUUACACAUCGGUGUCCUUAACAUACAAUCCAAGCCAACUUCAAGGCAGUCCCGUGUUAUUUCCAUCCAGGGUGAGGAACCCUUGAUCAUGGGUCUCUAUAAGAUGCAUGUGGAAAGGAUUUCUUCCAUUGCAGUUAUCGACAAACAAGGCAAUUUGUUGGGCAACAUAUCGGUAACUGACGUAAAACACGUCACGAGAACCUCCCAAUAUCCAUUACUUCACAAGACAUGUCGUCACUUUAUUUCUGUCAUCCUAAAUUCAAGGGGACUGGAAACUGGUAAAGAUUCCUUUCCUAUUUUUCACGUAUACCCCAGCAGUUCGCUAGCAAGAACUCUGGCUAAAUUAGUCGCCACAAAGUCUCAUAGGUUAUGGAUUGUGCAACCGCCAGAGUCGUCCAAUUCUGCAUCGUCCACAAAUUUAACUGCCUCUAACACUGCAGCUAAUGCAGCUGCUCAGUCAUCAGCUAAUAUCAGUGCCCCCGUGUCGAAGUCGUCUUCUUCAACAUCUCUCAGCUCUCACUCUCCACUAAUGACGGCAAUCGAAGAUCCGCCAUCUCCACGUUCCUCAGCCAUCGCGAUCCCACCACCAAGUCCCGCUUCCUCAACAAGCACACCAAACCUGUUUGAAAAGGAAUACAGAACAGGCAAACUGAUCGGUGUAGUUUCAUUGACAGAUAUCAUUAAUUUACUGGCAAGAAAACAAACGGCAAAUAAGGAAGUCGACCCUCAAUCCGCAAGAAGACAAAGAGGUAGCAUUGCCAUGUGA
This is a messenger RNA of Saccharomyces kudriavzevii IFO 1802, 1572 nucleotides long. It is a transcript of the gene SDS24, whose product is annotated as Sds24p. NCBI's taxonomy places the organism in Eukaryota, Fungi, Ascomycota, Saccharomycetes, Saccharomycetales, Saccharomycetaceae. The transcript has a single exon. Gene Ontology annotation, biological process: regulation of mitotic metaphase/anaphase transition; cellular response to glucose starvation. Gene Ontology annotation, molecular function: protein serine/threonine phosphatase inhibitor activity. The coding region runs from base 1 to 1572 and encodes 523 amino acids. The record is from RefSeq and is a predicted model, not a curated record.